AUGAACCGGAUUAAGAGCACGAUUGCUGUGGCUAAGAAGUUAAAACUAAGUAAAGUUAUGACGAAAUCAGAAUUACCAAGCAUUUUCGAAGGAACUGUUGAUCUGGGGAUUAUUGGAGGCACAGGUUUAUAUAAUAUGGACUGUCUAGAGCCCAUUGCAUUGCUACCACCCAUGUUAACACCAUGGGGCACCACAUCCUCACCGGUCACGAUCUCACAGUUCGUUGGUACCAAUAGUCAUUUCCACGUUGCCUUCAUCGCCAGACAUGGUGUCAGCCACGAAUAUCCACCCACUAAAGUUCCAUUCAGGGCCAACAUGGCAGCUCUAAAGAAUCUGAAUUGCAAAGCUGUGCUUUCAUUCAGCGCUGUGGGUUCAUUGCAGCCCCAUAUCAAGCCUAGAGAUUUUGUGCUACCGCAACAAAUCAUUGACAGAACCAAGGGUAUAAGACAUUCCUCGUACUUCAACGACGAAGGCUUAGUUGGCCACGUUGGAUUUGGACAGCCAUUCUCUCAAAAAUUUGCAGAGUAUAUCUAUCAAUUCAAGGAUUCGAUAACAAACCCUGAAUCCGAGGAACCAUGCCAUUUGCAUUACGACAAAGACAUGACCGUUGUUUGUAUGGAAGGCCCACAGUUCUCCACGCGUGCUGAAUCCAAGAUGUACAGGAUGUUUGGUGGCCAUGUUAUCAACAUGAGUGUUAUCCCUGAAGCCAAGCUGGCACGUGAGUGUGAGCUGCCUUACCAGAUGAUCUGCAUGUCUACCGACUAUGAUGCGUGGAGAGACGAGGCAGAGCCUGUUACCGUAGAAACGGUUAUCGGUAACUUAACAAACAAUGGGCGCAAUGCGAAUCUCUUGGCCUCCAAGAUCAUUGUGACCAUGGCCAAGGAAAUACCCGAGUUCAUGCACACUGGCGAUGGGCUGCACGGUUCCAUCAAAAAAUCUAUUUCUACCAAACCGGAGGCCAUGUCCAAAGAAACUCUAGAGAAAUUAAGAUACUUAUUUCCUGACUAUUGGUAA
Molecule: messenger RNA, 1014 nt
Organism: Saccharomyces kudriavzevii IFO 1802
Lineage: Eukaryota; Fungi; Ascomycota; Saccharomycetes; Saccharomycetales; Saccharomycetaceae
Gene: MEU1
Product: S-methyl-5-thioadenosine phosphorylase
Exons: 1
Coding region: 1-1014 (337 amino acids)
Biological process (GO): nucleoside metabolic process
Cellular component (GO): cytosol
Molecular function (GO): S-methyl-5-thioadenosine phosphorylase activity
Source: RefSeq, a predicted model, not a curated record